AUGACCCGCUAUCAAUUCUUGUCACUGGCUACCAAACCAUCUGCUCAGCUCUGCUACUGCUUCCAUCCAGCAGUUAGCACAGCCAAGCCUGCGUUAGUCGUGUUUGUCAAUGGCCUUGGACUGCCACAGACUUCAUGGGAGGGUGUCAUUGCGCGCCUGCAGGCACAGCCUCCCUCCCCCGGCCUGCCCGCCAUGUUGACCUAUGACCGGUAUGGCCAGGGCCAGACAACUGACCGUGACCCUGGCGACAUCACCGCCGAGGACCCCAUGCACGGCCAUGAUACUUUGACAGUAGUCCGGGACCUACACCAAUUGCUCACACAUGUCGCAUCGGAUAGGAUGGAUAUAUCCGAUCCUAGCCGUCUUCCGCUCGUGUUGGUCUCCAACUCAAUUGGCGGCGCGAUAGUACGGCUCUAUGCUCAAGAAUAUCCCGGUACAGUGGCGGGUCUUCUUUUCCUCGACAGUGUGCUGGCAAAUUCCGACUUUGUCUCCAUCUAUCCAGACCCAGAUGCGCCUGGUUUCAAUCCGACCAGCUUGCUAGAAGGGGUGACGGUAGAUGCUAUCCGUGAUGCUCGGGCGUAUAUGCAACGGGUAUUUCACCCCAGCAAUGGAAGCCGCGAGGGACUCAGUCGAAGGAACCUGGCGCAGCUCUUACCAGAAAGUGAUGGACCCAAGUUGCAGGGUCCGGACGGCUGCGGUCCCUGGGUUACUGUCGUCGGCCAUGAGUUCGAGGCGUUCAAGUUUGAAUUUGAGCAGAUGGGUGGAGCCCCUCCAAGGCUUACGGAAGUUUACAUGAAUCCUUACUGGCAUCGUUUCAACCAAGGAUUAGCCAAGCUUACCGAGCCGGAUCGCAGCAAGGGCCCUCUCCUGGCUCCGGGGGCCGGCCAUUUUGUCCACAGAGACAACCCGGAGCUAGUCUCUAACGAACUACGCGAUAUUCUUGACAAGAUCCUUUGA
Molecule: messenger RNA, 957 nt
Organism: Aspergillus pseudotamarii
Lineage: Eukaryota; Fungi; Ascomycota; Eurotiomycetes; Eurotiales; Aspergillaceae
Product: alpha/beta hydrolase
Exons: 1
Coding region: 1-957 (318 amino acids)
Source: RefSeq, a predicted model, not a curated record